GAUGCACCGCUACCCUUGCAGGUUCUCGCUUUAUUUCUCCGGCUCUGUUUCCAAAAACUUACAACAGUCUGCCGAGAAUUAAGCGACUUAGUUGGGAUUUACAUUGGGUUAGCAUGGCUCAUUGCUUAACAGUGAUCUUCCUGUCUUUUCCACUACUGUAUCAGGAAGAGUUACAAAAAGACAAAAUUUUUGGUUAUAAUGCUUAUGCCGGAAACGUCUACUCCAUUGCUUGCGGGUAUUUCCUUUGGGACGCUCUUAUUUCUCUUUAUUAUGUCAAAGAGUUUGGUUUUGGUUUUGCAUUACACGGUAUAUGCUGUUUUGGUGUGUUCAUAUUUGCUUUUAGACCAUUCUUGAAUUAUUACGGAUCUGUAUUUUUAAUGUAUGAAAUUUCCACUCCUUUUUUGAAUGUGCAUUGGUUUAUGGAUAAACUUGGUUUAGGUGGAACUUUACCGCAUACAAUAAAUGGUGUUUGUCUGCUUACAUCUUUCUUCUUUGUAAGAAUUAUAUACGGAUGUUACAUGUCUUAUCAAGUAUUUCUUGCCGUCUUACCUGUAGUUUCGCAAAUACCUGUAUUUUUAUGUGUUCUCUACGGAACGGCUAAUAUCAUGUUGAAUUGCUUAAAUGUAUACUGGUUUGUUAAAAUGAUAGCUUAUGUGUCACGACCAUCUGCAAAAUAUAAUGUCAGCGAUGGUCAUUCUAGCAAAUCACACUCCAAAGUUAAGAAACAAUAA
Molecule: messenger RNA, 731 nt
Organism: Racocetra persica
Lineage: Eukaryota; Fungi; Glomeromycota; Glomeromycetes; Diversisporales; Gigasporaceae
Source: the annotation of a GenBank genome assembly